Cyprinus carpio (common carp) is the source of this 8522-nucleotide messenger RNA. It is a transcript of the gene fn1a, whose product is annotated as fibronectin 1a. The transcript is spliced from 46 exons. Lineage: Eukaryota; Metazoa; Chordata; Actinopteri; Cypriniformes; Cyprinidae. Gene Ontology annotation, cellular component: extracellular region. The record is from RefSeq and is a predicted model, not a curated record. Gene Ontology annotation, molecular function: protein binding.
UUUGAAUGAAUUGUUAUCCGACACUUUGAACGCAAAAGGCGAGCUUCAGGUUGGGUGUCUGUCUGUGUGGCUCUCCCACGCGUGUGCGGGAGUAGUUCCUCCUCCAGGGCGGAAUGUGGAGGUCAAAUAAAAGCGCUCCGCACGUCUGAGCUCUCCGCAGAGGUGCGCGCGAGAGCAGGAGGGGCAGGACGCACAGGGAGAGAAACGCACAGAGAGGGAACUUGGAGACUUGAAGAGGAUUACCUCAGCCACUGGACUGCUGCGUCUUCUCGAGCCUCCAUUGCUAAGAAAGGAAGGUUUAACCAUCGGUAUACUUGUGUUUCAUCUCAUCUGUAAAAAUGACCGGUGGCCCGUUGGGCACGGCGUUGGCAGUGGCUUUGCUCGCCUGCACUGUGCAGUGUAUGCCGAAAGGAACGGGGAAACAUAGGAGACAAGCUCAGGAACACUCGGUGUCAUCCGUGUCCCAAGAUGGAUGUGUUGAGGGAGGUCAGCUUUAUGGAGUUGGAGAGCAGUGGGAGCGCAGUUAUCUGGGCAGCACACUGCUCUGCACUUGUCAUGGAGUUUCUGGUAUAAAGUGUAAAUCAAAGCCUGAUGCUGAGGAAACCUGCUAUGAUAAAGUAAAUGCUCGCUCCUAUCGGGUUGGAGAGACUUAUGAGAGGCCCAAGGAUGGGAUGAUCUGGGACUGCACUUGCAUUGGCUCUGGCCGAGGGAAAAUCAGCUGCACCAUUGGGAACCGCUGUCAUGAGGGAGGGCACUCCUACAAGAUUGGAGACACAUGGAAGAGACCCCAUGACACUGGAGACUACAUGCUGGAGUGCGUCUGUUUGGGAAAUGGGAAAGGAGAGUGGACCUGCAAACCUGUUGCCGAGCGCUGUUAUGACAAUGCAGCCGGCAUAUCCUACAUGGUUGGUGAGACCUGGGAGAAACCCUACCAAGACUGGAUGAUCGUGGACUGCACCUGCCUAGGAGAAGGAAGUGGACGUAUUACAUGCACAUCCAGAAAUCGCUGUAACGACCAGGACACACGCACUUCUUACCGGAUUGGAGACACGUGGAGCAAGACGGAUUCUCGCGGGCACGUGCUACAGUGUUUGUGUACUGGAAAUGGACGUGGAGAGUGGAAAUGCGAGAGACAUGCGUCACUGCACACCACUAGCCUGGGUACUGGGUCUCGUGUGGUGACCAAUGUCCAGCCUGCAGUGAUUCAGCCACAGACGGUGCCUGAACACCCCACGGAGGGAUCCUGUCUGACAGACGCAGGUGUUUCCUACACCCUGGGCAUGCGCUGGAUCAAGACCCAGGGCAACAAACAGAUGUUAUGUACCUGCUUGGGGAACGGUGUCAGCUGUGAAGAGUCAGAGAGCCAGUCCCAGGUUUAUGGUGGGAGCUCAGGUGGCCAGCCGUGUGUGUUUCCUUUUAUGUUCAUGGGGAAGACAUUCUACUCCUGCACGUCUGAGGGACGCAGUGAUGGGCAGCUCUGGUGCAGCACCUCAUCCGAUUUUGAGAAGGACUACAAGUACUCCUUCUGUACCAGCAACAAUGUUAUUGUCACAACCAGAGGGGGAAACUCCAAUGGUGCACUCUGUCACUUCCCAUUCCUUUACAAUGGCCGUAACUACACUGACUGCACCGCUGAAGGCAGGAGAGAUGGCAUGAAAUGGUGCGGCACAACUUAUAACUAUGACCGAGAGCAGCGGUUUGGCUUCUGUCCCAUGGCAGCCCAUGAGGAGGUGUGUACCACUGUUGAGGGUGUGAUGUAUCGUGUGGGAGAUCAAUGGGACAGACGCCAUGAUGUUCUGGGUCACAUGAUGCGCUGUACAUGUGUGGGCAAUGGCCGUGGAGAAUGGAGCUGCAUCGCUUACUCACAACUCCAAGACCAGUGCAUUGUGGAUAAUUUGACCUAUGAAGUAAAUCAGACUUUUACUAAACAACAUGACGAAGGCUACAUGAUGAACUGCACCUGUUUCGGUCAAGGCCGUGGACGCUGGAAGUGUGACGCUAUCGAUCAGUGCCAGGAGCCAGAGACUAGAGUGUUUUAUCAGAUUGGAGAGUCCUGGGACAAAUUCAUUCAGGGAAUCCACUACAGAUGUUACUGCUAUGGAAAUGGCAUCGGAGAGUUGAGCUGCGAGCCUCAGCAGUCUUUCUCUAGUGGUCAUCGUCCAGUCCAGGUGAUUAUAUCAGAAUCUGGCAACCAGCCUAACUCCCACCCCAUCCAAUGGAACGCGCCGGCUUCUGCACACAUCACACAGUACAUACUCAGGUGGAGACCGAAAAAUACCCAUACCCAGUGGAUGGAGGUAACUAUUCCAGGCCAUCUGAACUCUUACACCAUUGCUGGACUAAAGCCAGGAGUCACCUACGAGGGUCACCUCAUCAGCAUCUUGCGUUUUGGACGUAGAGAAACCACUCGCUUUGAUUUCUCCACUGUGCAUGGCUCAUUGGCAACCUCUGAGGGAGAGACCACCCCGCCUCCUCCGAUGGUGGACACCUCUGAGUCUGUGACUGAGAUCACUUCCAGCAGUUUCGUCAUCUCUUGGGUGUCUGCGUCCGACACGGUGUCUGGAUUCAGGGUGGAAUAUGAGCUGAGUGAGGAGGGAGGGCAGACUGGACAGCCCAUGGUCUUGGACCUUCCUCAUACGGCCACAUCCGUGAACAUCAGUGAACUUCUCCCAGGAAGGAAGUACACUGUAAAUGUGUAUGAAGUGACAGGAGAAGGAGAACCUUACCUGAUCCUUACUACUUCCCAGACCACAGCUCCGGAUGCUCCUUCUGAUCAUGAAGUGAAGGAGGUGGGGGAGACCUCCAUCCUCAUCAGCUGGUCUAAACCUGUGGCUCCCAUCACAGGUUACCGUGUGGUUUACACACCAUCUGAAGAGGGAAGUUCUGGAAGCACUGAGCUGAACCUGCCUAGCACAUCCACAUCACUGACCCUGGGUAACCUUCGCCCUGGACUGCUCUAUAACAUCAGCAUCUACUCAGUGGAAGAGAAUCUGGAGAGUGAACCUAUUUUUGUCCAGGUCACCACUGCUGGAGAACCACUGGCAGAGGAAGUCCCCUCUCCAACCGAUCUGCAGUUCUUUGAAGUGUCUGACUCUAAGAUCACAAUCACUUGGACCGGACCAUCCACAGUGGUGUCAGGGUAUCGUGUGUCUGUGGGCGAGGUGGGUCCAGACGGGUUGGUCGAGAGAGAACUCCCGUUCCCAGUGACACAGAACGCUUACGCUGAGAUCACACACCUCCAGCCUGGAACCCUCUACCGGUUCUUCAUCUUUGCUCUCAAAUCAGGAGAAGAGAGUGAGCCGCUGGUUGGAGAGCAAGCUACAAAGCCCGACCCACCCACCGAUAUUCAUUUCACUAAUGUUACUGAAGACAGUGCUGUAAUCAUCUGGUCAGCUCCUAGAGCUCAAAUCACAGGUUACAGACUGUUCCUGACUGUCGAGGGCUCAAACCCCAAACAGCUGCGUAUUCCUGCCCGCCUCUCGCAGUACACACUCCUCAACUUGCAGCCUGAUACUGAAUACACUGCCACUUUGCAUGCAGAAAGAGGCAAUGUGCUUAGUGAGGGAUCCCUCGCCACCUUCACUACAAUUCAGCCCAUGAGAAAUGCUCCUUUCUUCAGCACGGAUGUCACAGACACCUCCAUCAUUGUCUCCUGGACCCCUGCGCCUAAAAUUGGAUACAAGUUGACCGUGAGGCCCAGCCAAGGUGGAGAAGCUCCGAGGGACAUGAUCUCAGAGUCUGGUAGUGUCCUCAUCUCAGGUCUAACUCCUGGAGUUGAGUACACCUACAGCGUCCAGCCGGUCUUUGACGGUCAUGAGCAUGGCAACCCCAUCACUCGACGCGUGGUCACUCCUCUUUCUCCUCCCACGGAUCUGAACCUGAAGUCCAACCCGAACACUGGAGAGCUGACCGUUCAGUGGAGCGAUGCUAAGAUCCCAGACAUCACUGGUUACAGAGUGACCUGCACUCCCACCAAAAGGCAACAAGAGAACUCAAUAGAGGAGUUUGUGAAGGCAGGACAGAACUCAUGCACGCUAGAGAAUCUGAGUCCAGGAGUGGAGUACAAUGUCAGCGUGUUUACUGUGAAGGAUGACAUGGAGAGUGUUCCUGUCUCCACAACUGUGACUCCGGAUGUGCCCAAAAUAACUGACCUUAGCUUCAUCAACAUCACUGACUCCACUAUCGGCCUCAGCUGGAGUCCUCUUAACUCCACCACCGUUACCGGCUACCGUAUUACGGUGUUGGCUGCUGGGGAGAGUGUCCCGAUCUUUGUUGAAUUUGUGGAGCCCACGACAGGCUUUUAUACUGUGCACGGUCUGGAGCCUGGUAUUGAUUAUGACAUAACCGUCACCACAGUCACAGAAAACGGAGAGAGUGAACCCAUUAUCAUCACCCAGCAAACAGGAAUUUGACUCCCAUCUGGCCUGUCAUUUGGAGAAGUGACCGCAGACACUAUGCUGGUGACCUGGAAAACCCCUCAGGUGCCCAAAUCCUCUGAUAUCAACCACUACAUCAUCCGCUAUCAUCCAGUCGAUGACGACGAUGACACCACUGAGCACACUGUGGAUGGAAACACAAACUAUGUCGUUCUUCGCCAUCUUGUGCCAAACACUGAGUACAUGGUGAGUGUGAUUUGUGUCUAUGAAGAGAGAGAGAGCUCACCUGCCAUUGGCACUCAGAGAACAAUCCUCGAUGCACCUGUCGGCCUGCAGUUCUCUGAUGUUGGCACCAACUCCUUCACCGUACGCUGGCAGGCUCCUCAGGCCGUUAUCUCAGGAUACCGUAUCCGCUACCAAAUGACCAGUGGUGGACGUGCUAAAGAGGAGAGACUGCCCCCAUCGAGGAGCCAUUUCACCCUCACAGGCCUGACCCCGGAGACCGAAUACAGCAUUAGCGUCUACGCCGUCAGCGGAUCCCGCGAGAGUCUGCCUCUAACUGGAACUCAGUCUACCAUCUCUGAUGCUCCCACUGACCUGGAAGUUAUCUCCUCAACGCCAACCAGCAUUACCGUUCGCUGGGACGCCCCCUCUGUCACUGUGAGGUACUACAGGAUCACACAUGGAGAGUCGGGAGGUUUUGACGCCCCUCAGGAAUUUACUGUCCCCGGCUCCCAGUCUACUGCUACUAUUGAUGGCCUCCGUCCAGGCACCGAUUACACAAUCACUGUUUAUGCUGUGACCGGCAGAGGGGACAGCCCUGCGUCCAGCACCCCCAUCCAUGUUAUACACAGAACAGAUAUUGAGUCUCCAUCAAAGAUGGAGGUGACUGACGUGAAGGACAACACUAUUACUGUACGCUGGAGCCCAGCAGUGGGGCCCAUCUCAGGAUAUCGUGUCACAGGAACUCCACUUAAUGGACAGGGUCCUACUUUCUCUGAAGUGGUUGCUCCAGACCAGACUGAAAUGACAUUCUCUGGCCUGAUGCCGACAGCGGAGUACACUGUCAGUGUGUAUGCUUUGGGACAGGACGGAGAGAGCCCCCCUGUGGUUGAAACUGUAGUCACAAUGGUGGAUAAACCCAAAGAUCUGUCCUUCACUGACGUGGACUCAACGUCCAUGCGCAUCUCCUGGGAGGGUCCUGAUGGAGUGGUCUCCUCUUACAGAGUGUUGUACUACAGUCCAGAGGAGGGAGAGAGAGAGCUGUUCCCUGCCCCACGUGGAGAUGAUGAGUCUGCAGUGUUGCAUGGCCUCAGACCGGGCACAGAGUACACUGUUAAAGUCAUCGCACUGCAUGACCGGACCCCCAGCACUCCACUGGUGGGCACUCAGACAACAGCUAUUCCUGGGCCCACAAGUCUGCACUUCUCCCAAGUGGGUCCAACAUCCUUCACUGUCUCCUGGUCUUCUUCGGACGUCAGGCUGACAGGUUACCGUGUGGCCAUCACCCCCAAGAGCAAGAAUGGACCCACUAAAGAGGACAACAUCUCCCCUGACUCGACUGAGUUCCACGUCACUGGACUCAUGCCUGGCACUGAUUAUGAAGUGGAGGUUUAUGGUGUGAAGAACUCUCUCACCAGCCGUCGUGUCAAGGGAGAAAUCACUACACCCGACAACAUCAGUCCACCUCGACGUGUCCGUAUAUCAAAUGUGAAGGACUCCUCCAUCACUCUCACCUGGCGCUCUAAGACUGAGGCCAUCUCUGGCUUUCUGGUAGAAGCCACACCCACCACGGGCGGCCAUAACCCUAUCCAGAGAACCUUUGAACCUGAUUCACGCACCUACACCAUUACUGGUCUGGAGCCAGGAACCACUUAUAAGAUCAAUAUCUAUACUCUGAAUGGAAGCGCACGUAGUGAGCCUUUCAGCCUUACAGCUACUACAGCAAGACCAGUUAUCAGCCCACCCACAAACCUCCAUUUCACUUCUCUGACUCCUACUUCAAUCUCCUUUACCUGGGAGCCUCCACGAAGCACUAUCACAGGAUACUAUGUGACCUAUGAAGAGCCUGGAGACAAUCCUACAGAGCUGACCCCUCGACCUCAGGCUGGCAGGACCUUCGCUUCCAUCUCUGGUUUGAAACCAGGCACUGAAUAUGUUAUCAAGAUUGUGGCAUUAAAUAACGCUCAGAGAAGCAUUCCACUGAUUGGAAAGGCAAAAACUCAACUGGAAAGUCACCAGCUGCCCUCCCAGCUGCCUGACCCCAGCCGGCCCAGCCAUGACAUCCUGGAUGUGCCAGAGGACGACCACUUCAACAACCAUGUGCAUAUGCUGGGGCCAAACAGACAAAAAACACUGGGGCAGCAGGGCCAGCACAUCUACACUGAAUAUCAGAGCUUCAACCUGGGCAAUAACGGCCAGCAGCCUCAUGCCCCUAGCCACCGCGAGCCCUUGGUCUACAUCCCCCUGCCAGGAGCAGAUGGCCAGAGAGUGCCGGUGGUGCAGGUGAGCGAGGGACCUGAACCUGGCUUCCCCUUCAGUGGGCUUUUCAAUGAGACAAACCUGCCCCAGGAAGCUCAGACUCAGACCACAAUCAUGUGGCAGCCUGUGCCACACACCUCAGAGUAUGUGGUGUCAUGCAGUCCCAUUACAGAGAUCAAUGAGAAGACCUUCCAGAUGCGUCUGCCAGGCACGUCCACCAGCGCUACACUGAUAGGUCUCACCUCUGGUGCCUCCUAUCAUGUUCUUGUGGAGUCUGUCAAUGGAGACCAAAAACAGAAAGUCCUGGAAGAUGUUGUGACUGUCGAAAACAGUGUUCCAGGGGCUGGAGUGAUUCCCACAGGCAGGGAUGUGUGCUACGACACAUUCACCGCCACCUACCAUGAGGUGGGCGCAGAAUGGGAGCGCAUGUCCGAGACAGGCUUUAAACUCUGGUGCAAGUGCCUUGGCCUCGGCAGUGGGCAUUUCAGAUGUGAUUCAUCCAAGUGGUGCCAUGAUAAUGGGCACAACUACCGAAUUGGCGAGAAGUGGGACCGUCAUGCUGAGAACGGUCACAUGAUGAGCUGCACUUGUCUGGGCAACGGGAAAGGAGAGUUCAAGUGUGAACCCCAUGAAUCUACCUGUUAUGAUGAUGGGAAGCUGUACCAGGUGGGUAACCAGUGGCAGAAGGAGUAUCUCGGAGCAAUUUGCACAUGUACCUGCUAUGGAGGACAACAGGGCUGGCGCUGUGAGAACUGUCGUCGUCCUGGUGCUGAAGUUGACGUGGACCUCAUUCAGCCUCCAGUGCGCACUGAUGCUUACGACCGCUACAGAGAGAACGCCCUACGCAAACUGAACAUUCAAUGUCCAAUCGAAUGCCUGAGACCAGAGCUCUUGGCAGAUGCUCAGAGCCCACUAGAAUAAAUGUGUCUAUCAGUUUUGCCCAGUAAUGGAGAGGACAUGGCCCCCAGAGACUGUAUCUAGCUCCUUUAGUGCCUCUCUGUCCUUAUCUUCGCUCACACUGCAAACUCUGUCCUGCUGCUUCCACCUGUGACAUCACGCCCAGAGACUAAACUUCUCACUCUUUUGAUUGGUUGAGUCUGCAACCAGUCUUCCUCUGCGCAGUGGAUGGAAGGACACCAUCUAUCUACACCGAGAUUCCACUGAUUUGAAGCUUGGCUGUUGACAUCAUUUCCACAUCUUCUGGAAACUCAAAUCAGUGGAACAUCAGCAGAGAAUCAACACAUUUUGCCUUUGUGAUUAUUUUAAGUAUUAUUGCAUAUUGUCUGAUUGUGUUUUUUUAAUGAUUUUGUGACUUUUUGUGUAUUUUUGCCAGUGAUCAAAACAUUUAUUGGUGUUCUUUUCUAAAACAAGCACUGUCUUACAAUGAAAACCCUUGUGCCUUGUAGGCAUUUUUUUUUUGUAUGAUGUUAUAUUCACCCCUCCCUAAUCUGAUUGGUUGGUUGAUCUGUGGCCUUUGUGUUCAUCUGAAGACAAAGGAAAGCACUGUUAAUGAAGAAGUGAACUUUUUUUCUUUUAUUUAUCCCUUUUAUGUGUUUUGAUGGAAUGCAGAUUAUGGGUGUAUACUGUUUUAUGUUUGUGUUUUAGGUGCCAAAGUCUUAACUACUGUGGACAAAAAUACUUUUUAAUAAAACUUUUUUUUUUUUU